This is a messenger RNA of Culex quinquefasciatus (southern house mosquito), 1680 nucleotides long. RefSeq lists its product as uncharacterized. Lineage: Eukaryota; Metazoa; Arthropoda; Insecta; Diptera; Culicidae. The coding region runs from base 1 to 1680 and encodes 559 amino acids. The transcript is spliced from 2 exons. The record is from RefSeq and is a predicted model, not a curated record.
AUGUGCAACGACAGGGAAGGUAACCUGUUGACAGAUAAGACAGCGGUAGCGGCCAGGUGGAAGGAGCACUUUCAACAGCUGUUGAACGGUGAGAUGCGAGAGGGAGUCGUCGAGGACAGGAUGAACGUUGAGGAUGAUGGAAUAGCUGUGGACCCGCCUACGUUGGAGGACGUGGAAAAAGCCGUAAAGGAGCUCAAGAACGCGAAAUCCACGGGAAAGGACGGACUUCCGGCCGAACUUUUCAAGCACGGGAGCGCGCGGAUGAUCGAGAUUCUGCACCAAAUCGUCCAGCGAAUUUGGUGCGAAGAACAGCUUCCGACCGACUGGUUAGACGGGCUCAUCACCCCAAUCUACAAGAAAGGGCAAAGACUCGAUUGUGCCAACUAUCGAGGCAUCACAAUCCUCAACUCAGCGUACAAAGUACUAUCCCGAAUCCUGUGGAGCAAGCUGAGACCGUUGACCGAGACCUUUGUCGGCGAAUACCAGUGCGGUUUUCGAGCGGGUCGGUCAACGACGGACCAGAUGUUCACUCUGCGACAAAUCCUCGACAAGUUCCGGGAGUACAACCUGCAAACACACCAUUUGUUCAUCGACUUCAAGGCGGCGUACGAUUCAGUCAAAAGAAACGAACUUUGGAAAAUUAUGCUAGAACACGGCUUUCCGGCGAAGCUAAUAAGACUGAUUCGUGCAACGCUCGACGGAACAAAAUCAAGCGUGCGAAUAGCUAACGAGACAUCAGAAGCUUUCGUUACGUUGGAUGGAUUGAAGCAGGGCGAUGCUCUCUCGAACUUACUGUUCAUCAUAGCGUUGGAAGGUGCUGCUCGAAGGGCAGGCGUGCAAAGAAACGGAACACUCAUCACUAAAUCGCACAUGCUGCUUGGAUACGCUGACGACAUCAACAUCAUUGGUAUCGACCGUCGUUCAGUGGAGGAGGCGUUCGUCCCUUUCAAGCGGGAAGCUGCGAAGAUCGGACUGACCAUCAACACUGCCAAGACCAAGUAUCUAGUUGCUGGCAGAGCGCGUGACAGUACAGGUGAUGGUGUUUCGGAGGUGGAAAUAGAUGGAGAAAGAUAUGAGGUGGUGGAUGAGUUUGUAUAUCUUGGUACACUUGUGACGUGCGACAACGAUGUGAGCUGCGAAGUGAAACGGCGGAUUAGUGCUGCAAACAGGGCCUUCUACGGUCUUCGUAGCCAGCUAAGGUCCCGCAGCCUAAGGACGCCUACGAAAAUCACGCUGUACAGGACCUUGAUACUCCCUGUAGCUCUUUACGGUCACGAGUCGUGGACGCUAAAGGAGGCUGACCAGAGAGCACUUGGGGUCUUUGAGCGGAGAAUCCUGCGUUCUAUCUUCGGCGGCAAGCAAGUAGGAGACCGGUGGCGCAGGCGCAUGAAUUUCGAGUUGUACCAAGACUACAAACAUGCUGAUAUCGUAAAAGUCAUCAAACACGACAGGCUGAAGUGGGCUGGACAUGUAGCCAGAAUGUCAGACGAGCGGGCGGCUAAAACGAUAUUCAGCAGCGAACCUGGACGCGAUCGUCGGCUUCGUGGAAGGCCUCGUACGCGUUGGCUGUGUGCAGUCGACGAAGAUGCAAGAGCGGCCAACAUUGUAGGCGACUGGAGACGAGCGGCCCAAGAUCGAGCAUCUUGGAAAUCUUCGAUUAGUUCAGCGUUGGGUCGAUAG